Messenger RNA from Dendroctonus ponderosae (mountain pine beetle), 2136 nucleotides. It is a transcript of the gene Acat2, whose product is annotated as acetyl-CoA acetyltransferase, cytosolic. Gene Ontology annotation, biological process: fatty acid beta-oxidation. The transcript has 7 exons. Gene Ontology annotation, molecular function: acetyl-CoA C-acetyltransferase activity. Bases 270 to 1436 code for a protein of 388 amino acids. The record is from RefSeq and is a predicted model, not a curated record. NCBI's taxonomy places the organism in Eukaryota, Metazoa, Arthropoda, Insecta, Coleoptera, Curculionidae.
UAAAUAGUCAAGACUAAUUAAAUUCUAGUCUCAUUCAUAGAUGAAGACAAGUCCCAUUUGUCUUUAUCUAUGGUCUCAUUGACUCUGUUGAUUAAAUCAUAUUUAGUUUGGUGGAAGAAAUGAGGCUAUAGCUGCUAUAUAGGUGUAAAAGUAGCGGUAAAAGUUUCACUUUUCAGUAUUAGUUACAUAGUGAUGUAUGUUCGUUCGACCUGAAUAGUAUUUCACGUAUUUUAGCUCAUCACAGUAUUUAAAUAAAAAUAGUAUUAACAAUGUCGAAGGUAUUUAUUGUCUCAGGAUGUCGUACCCCUAUAGGUAACUUCCAAGGGCAAUUUGAAAAGUAUGCAGCCUCAGAAUUGGGUUCCAUAGUUAUUGCUGAAGCCCUAGUGAGGGCCAAGGUAAAACCUGAAGAUGCAGAUCAAUGUAUAAUGGGCCAGGUCUUGACUGCAGGGCAGGGACAAAACCCUGCACGACAAGCCGCUAUAAAUGCAAAAAUUCCGAACUCCGCCCCGGCCUUAACCAUUAAUAUGUUAUGUGGAUCUGGACUCAAAGCUGUAGCCCUGGGAUUCCAAGCUAUAAGAAAUAAAGACUGUAGCAUAUUGGUGGCAGGUGGCCAGGAAAGUAUGUCUCGGGCUCAACAUAGUACAUAUCUUAGAGGAUCCAAAUUGGGAGCGCUUAAUCUAUCGGACACAGUAUUGGUUGAUGGUUUGACUGAUGCUUUUAAUAAUAUCCACAUGGGAAAUACAGCCGAACAUUUGGCAAAGUUAUAUAAUAUCUCCCGGCAAACACAAGAUGAGUUUGCCUUGAAUUCGCAAUCCAAAGCAAUAAACGCGAUGAAAAGUGGGUAUUUUGAGCGCGAAAUUAUUGGAGUCCCCGAUAAAAGGACCAAGGUGCUCAUUGUGAAAGACGAAUUUCCCAAACUAGAUUGUACUUUGGAUAAAUUGGGAAAACUUAGGCCUGCCUUUGACUCGACUGGAACCGUUACUGCAGGAAACGCUUCUGGAAUCAAUGAUGGAGCGGCAGCAGUCAUUUUAGCAAGUGAGCAGGAAGUAAAUAAAAAACAAUUGACACCCCUAGCGGAAAUUGUUGCUUUUUCUGAGGUUGGAUUGGAUCCUAUUUGCAUGGGGCUGGGGCCUAUUCAAGCAGUAAAUAAAGUCUUGCAAAAGGCAGGGUGGGCGAAAGAAGAUGUUGAUCUAUUUGAAUUAAAUGAGGCAUUUGCAGUCCAGAGUGUAAUCUGUACCAACGAACUUGGGCUUGACCCCAGUGUGGUAAACGUUUCAGGCGGGGCGGUUGCGCUGGGACAUCCUAUUGGAGCAUCGGGUACCCGUUGCUUGGUUACAUUGAUUUACAAUUUAAAAAGAUUGAACAAAACUAAAGGAGUUGUUUCCCUAUGUAUUGGCGGGGGAAUGGGAAUUGCAAUGGCGGUCCAAGUCUGCUGAUUUUAAGUACUCACACAAAAUUGUUUACAAAAAUUAAGUGCCUACGCAAUGCGCAUAUAUUUUUACUAGGCAAUAUUGUCUAUUCUUCUGGGUGAUUUCAUUGGCAAUAUGCAGGGUGAUCCGAUGUAAUGGAGACCAACCAUUUAUAGUCUUCAAUUUUAUUAAUAGGCAAUGCUGUGUGCCUUAGCCGUGUUGUAGAAGUUCAAAUGUGUCUGAAAUUGCCCCGCGGUGGUCCGUAGGUUUUUGUUUUCGUAGUUUUAUAUGCAUAAUUUUCAUUGUAAGUUUCCCGUCACACCUAAAACUUUUUGUCUCCCUUGUUUAGUGUCACCCUGUAAAUCAAUUGCAGACCAUCCGUAUUAUUAUUGAAAAAUAGUGUAUCAAGUUGUUUGUUAUAACUCGACACGGGAAAUCUUCAUUAGCCCCAAUUAUUGCUAUUAAACAGACAGUCAUUUUUUAUCUCAUAAUUUCUUUUCGUAAAAUCACAUUUUUAUAAGGCCUUGAUGAUUUUUUUUACCGAUAUAAAUAUAUUUGAUUAAUGUUGUCAUGAACUGGCGCUACAAUCACCGGAAAUGUUGCCUUUAUGCAGACUACAUUAUGGACAAGUAAUAAACAUUUUUUUGAAAGUAUUAUUACAUGGACUACAACUUUGAGCAACAUAGUUGGACCACCGUGUAAAUUGUGUUAUGUAACUGAUGUAAUU